Molecule: messenger RNA, 420 nt
Organism: Grammomys surdaster
Lineage: Eukaryota; Metazoa; Chordata; Mammalia; Rodentia; Muridae
Product: HIG1 domain family member 1A, mitochondrial
Exons: 1
Coding region: 35-298 (87 amino acids)
Biological process (GO): mitochondrial respirasome assembly; negative regulation of apoptotic process
Cellular component (GO): mitochondrion
Source: RefSeq, a predicted model, not a curated record
CCCUGCAUCUCGGAAGACUCUUCAAGAAAUCAAAAUGUCAACCAACACAGACCUUUCUCUCUCUUCAUACGAUGAAGGUCAGGGGUCUAAGUUUAUUCGGAAAGCUAAGGAGACACCAUUUGUCCCCAUUGGAAUGGCAGGCUUUGCAGCAAUUGUUGCGUACGGGUUAUACAAACUGAAGAGCAGGGGAAACACGAAGAUGUCCAUUCACUUGAUCCACAUGCGUGUGGCAGCCCAGGGCUUUGUUGUUGGGGCCAUGACUCUUGGUAUGGGCUAUUCCAUGUAUAAAGAAUUCUGAGCCAAGCCUAAGCCUUAGAAGAGCUGCUGCCUUGGUCUGGGAAGUGCUUGUUUUCAUUAGACGUCUCAUAUUGAGGUUACCUGUUUGUGUCUGCAAUAAAUACCAUGUGGGUUUAGACAAAA